This is a messenger RNA of Impatiens glandulifera, 1029 nucleotides long. RefSeq names its product vesicle-associated protein 1-2-like. Gene Ontology annotation, biological process: endoplasmic reticulum membrane organization. The coding region runs from base 126 to 803 and encodes 225 amino acids. The record is from RefSeq and is a predicted model, not a curated record. Lineage: Eukaryota; Viridiplantae; Streptophyta; Magnoliopsida; Ericales; Balsaminaceae. The transcript has 7 exons. Gene Ontology annotation, cellular component: plasma membrane; endoplasmic reticulum membrane.
AUUGACUCCAUCAAACCUUUUCUCCUCCCGUACCACGAAACUAUAAUUUUCCAGGGAAAAUUUUGGGAUCUUCAUAAGGAUACUGAAAUAAUCUCAUCUAUUAUCUGUUGCAAUUCUUUGAUCGGAUGAAUAUGAGUGCCGAGGAGCUUCUGACUAUCGAUCCUCUCGAGCUAAAGUUUCCCUUCGAAAUCAAGAAACAGAUCUCAUCCUCAUUCCAAUUGCUGAACAAGACCGAUAAUUAUGUCGCUUUCAAGGUUAAGACAACUCAGCCUAAGAAGUAUUCUGUCCGACCUAAUAAUGGCAUGGUGCAGCCUCGUUCAACCUGCGCUGUUGUAGUUACUAUGCAGGCUCAAAAGGAGGCACCUCCAGAUAUGCAAUGUAAGGACAGGUUUCUUGUCCAAAGUGUUGUUGCAAACCCAGGUGCCACUGUAAAGGAUAUCAAUGCAGAGAUGUUUGAUAAGGAGUCAGGGAAGCAUGUUGAGGAAUUCAAAAUGAAAGUUAUUUAUGUUACCCCGCGUAAGCCACCAUCGCCAGUUCCCGAAGAUUCUGAUGAAGGCUCUCCACCUAGGUCAAUUGAGUCUGAAAGUGCCCACUCCAAUCAUUCUGAAGCAGUGGCUUUAAAGACUUCUUACUUGAAGUUGUCGGAAGAGAGGAACCUCGCACUUGAGGAAAGAAACAGACUUAAUCAGGAACUGGAAUUACUGAAGCGUGGACGACCAAAAACGAGUGGUAGAAUCCCAAUAUUGUAUGUGAUGCUUUUUGGGUUGAUUGGAAUUCUUUUGGGGUACUUUAUCGGGAGUUAGUUAUCAUCAAAUGGUGAAGAUGUACAUCUGUUUGAAUAUGUCUUUUGGGUUCAAGAAGAUGAUAGAAUCUGUUGUUUGGGGGUGGGGGGUUUCCCUUUGGAAAGCUGUUUUCUCUUAUUCUUUUAGUAAUCUUCUUAAGCUCUGUUGUUGUUUUUAUGUUUUAAGCUUAUAAUGAAUUGAGACUUGUACCAUCCAGAGAUAUGUGGGGAUGGAAGGAAGAAAAUUG